GCGGGGGGGAGCCGCCGUGCCCGUGCCCUUCGCCUGCGGGCGGCCAUGGCUUUGCGGAGGACGCUGGGCUUGGCAGCGAGGCCUUACUCGCGAGGGGCCGCGAAGGACUGGCUGACGGAGGAUUUCCUCGAUGCCCUGAGAGCCGUGGUAGGGAGCACCAAUGUGUCCACGGCCACAGCUGUUCGUGAACAACACGGCCGAGAUGAGUCUGUGCAUAGGUGCUGCCCGCCGGAUGCGGUGGUCUGGCCUCAGAACGUAGAGCAGGCUAGCUUGCUAGCCACGGCAUGCUACAGCAGAGGAGUUCCCAUUAUCCCCUUUGGUACGGGCACAGGCCUGGAGGGUGGCGUGAGUGCCGUGCAGGGUGGCGUGUGCUUUGACCUGACCCAAAUGGACCGGAUCUCUGAGCUGAGCACGGAAGACUUCACCGUGGCUGUCGAGCCAGGAGUGACCCGGAAGGCCCUGAACAGGUUCCUGCGGGACAGUGGACUCUGGUUUCCUGUCGAUCCUGGAGCUGAUGCCUCUCUCUGUGGCAUGGCAGCCACCGGUGCCUCUGGAACCAACGCUGUACGCUAUGGCACCAUGCGCCACAACGUGCUGAACCUGCAGGUGGUGCUUCCGGAUGGGAGGGUGCUUCAUACAGCUGGGCAGAACCGGAGGGCCAGGAAGAGCGCUGCCGGUUACCAACUCACAAGCCUCUUCGUAGGCUCGGAGGGGACCUUGGGUCUGAUCACCCAGGCCACACUGCGCCUCCAUGGCAUCCCCGAGGCCACCGUGGCAGCCAUCUGUGCCUUUCCAAGUGUGCAAGCGGCUGUGGACAGCACCGUGCAGGUUCUGCAAGCAGGGAUCCCCAUCGCCCGCAUUGAAUUCCUAGACGAUAUAAUGAUGAUUGCCUGCAACCGCUACAGUGGCCUGAGCUAUCCAGAAUUGCCCACCCUCUUCCUGGAGUUCCACGGCAGCGAACAAAGCGUGGAAGAGCAGGUGCAGGCGACAGGAGAGAUUGCACAGCUGAAUGGCGGGUCAGAGUUUUUGUGGGCCCGCGAACAGGAAGCCCGGAACCAGUUGUGGAAUGCAAGGCAUAACGCUUGGUACGCAGCGCUGGCUCUUCACCCUGGCCAGAAGGGUUAUUCCACGGACGUUUGCGUUCCUAUCUCUCGCCUCCCUGCUAUCCUGGUAGAAACCAAGCAAGACCUUCUGGCCUCCAGACUCACAGGACCGAUUGUUGGCCACGUUGGAGACGGCAACUUCCACUGCCUUCUGAUUUUUGACCCCGAAGAUCCAGAUGAAAGCGGGCGAGUGAAGGAAUUCACUGUGCGGCUGGCCAGGCGUGCGCUGGCCAUGGAUGGCACCUGCACAGGGGAACACGGCGUAGGUCUGGGCAAGCGGCAGCUUUUACGGGAGGAGGUUGGCGAAGUGGCCCUGUCCACUAUGCGGCAGAUCAAGGCCACACUGGACCCCAAGAACCUCAUGAACCCAGGGAAGGUCUUUUGAUGCCCACUGCUUCUGUCUCGAACAGGCUGCAGGCUGUCUCAGUAUUGUAACCAGUAUUGGACAGAGAAACCGCCAGCAACUAUUGUUGUGUCUCAGUAUUGUAGCAAAACACGCACUAUUAACCACGUUACCCAAGGCCAGAUAUGCUGGCUCCUGGCCCUGUGCUGUGUCUGCACUACAAAAUUAAACCGUUUUGUCUUCCGUACCUUUUCCUUCUCCGAAGAAAUUAAGGUCAAUGUUGUUUCUCCCAGGGAGAGGAGGAGGGCUCCAGUACUUUACUGUUAGCUGUCCCUGCUGCGUAAACCUGCCAGGUUCCCCCGAGGGAAUUUUUUACCCUCAAACUCCAUUAAGAAACAGGCCUGCUCUUCGUCGGAGAAUUAAACUGCCAGGAACUCAGCUGAGAACUUCCCACCUGAACAUUUAUAUUGGCAGCUGGAACUAAAAUAAAGGGGAUUUGGGGGGCAUCCGAGCUGCCUGUGUUCUAGAUCUGUGAUGAAUUUUUC
Eublepharis macularius is the source of this 1991-nucleotide messenger RNA. RefSeq names its product lactate dehydrogenase D (gene LDHD). The record is from RefSeq and is a predicted model, not a curated record. Gene Ontology annotation, cellular component: mitochondrion. The coding region runs from base 46 to 1488 and encodes 480 amino acids. NCBI's taxonomy places the organism in Eukaryota, Metazoa, Chordata, Lepidosauria, Squamata, Eublepharidae. The transcript has 11 exons. Gene Ontology annotation, biological process: lactate catabolic process. Gene Ontology annotation, molecular function: D-lactate dehydrogenase (cytochrome) activity; FAD binding; D-lactate dehydrogenase (NAD+) activity.